Messenger RNA from Nicotiana tabacum (common tobacco), 985 nucleotides. Its product is annotated as receptor-like serine/threonine-protein kinase At4g25390. Gene Ontology annotation, biological process: protein phosphorylation. NCBI's taxonomy places the organism in Eukaryota, Viridiplantae, Streptophyta, Magnoliopsida, Solanales, Solanaceae. The record is from RefSeq and is a predicted model, not a curated record. Gene Ontology annotation, molecular function: ATP binding; protein kinase activity.
CGAGCAGACUUGUCCAUCUGCAUUCUGCACUGUGGAAAAGCAAAGUAAAAACAAAAUAAAGAUAUGCACAAAAAGCCAUAUACCUCUGCAAGCAAAAAGCAUUAAUCUCAGUUCAGAACCUGAAAAAGAAGAAGAAAAAUCUCCGAUCCGAUUCUUUGCAACGAUACACUUAUGUGGGUUUUUCACAGCACAAAUCCUUCAUUUCUGUAAUUUCUUUUUCAUCAUGCCAUCUCGCGAACUCCGUUCUUUACCGCCGACGCCGACGCUGUCUCAACCAGUUCACCGUCAGAGACACCACCUCCUUCCACCACUUGCCGGAGGUAUCGCCGCCGCAGCCUCCCUCCUUAUUCUCUUCACUUUCUGCUUCCGAAAAAUUAGCCAUAAGAAAACCGUCCCAUCUUCCGACUCCGAGUCAAAUAAAAAACCCCCUCACCGGUUCUCCUACUCCUCUCUCCGACGCGCCACUUCCAACUUCUCUCCAGCUCUUCGCUUGGGCCAAGGCGGGUUUGGAUCAGUCUACAGCGGAACUCUCAAAAGCCCAACUUCCAAUAAUGUUUCAGUGGCCGUUAAAGUCAUGGAUUCAGGGUCCUUACAAGGCGAGCGCGAAUUCCAAAAUGAGCUGUUCUUAUCUGGUAAAAUCUACUCUAAAUACAUAGUAUCUACAAUCGGUUUCUCUUCAGACAAAAGAGGCCGCCGUAUGUUACUUGUUUACGAGCUUUUGUCUAACGGAAGUUUACAAGACUGCCUUUUGCAUCGCAAGUGCAGUGAAUUAAAAGAUUGGAAAAAGAGGUAUUCAAUUGCUCUUGAUAUAGCUAAAGGGUUAGAGUAUUUGCACCAUUUCUGUGACCCAGCAGUGAUUCACGGCGAUAUUAAGCCGAGUAAUAUUUUAUUGGAUGAUAAUUUUAAUGCAAAAAUUGGUGAUUUUGGGUUGGCACGGUUGAAAUCAGAGGAUCAGGUUGAAAUUGAAGUGAAAAAGGAGAGUCCU